Molecule: messenger RNA, 2163 nt
Organism: Camelus dromedarius (Arabian camel)
Lineage: Eukaryota; Metazoa; Chordata; Mammalia; Artiodactyla; Camelidae
Gene: POPDC2
Product: popeye domain containing 2
Exons: 4
Coding region: 459-1565 (368 amino acids)
Biological process (GO): regulation of membrane potential; heart development; striated muscle cell differentiation
Cellular component (GO): sarcolemma
Molecular function (GO): cAMP binding
Source: RefSeq, a predicted model, not a curated record
CCAAAUGGAGCACAACUGUGCCUCCCGUGCUGGGCUCUCUUCAUUCUGUUCGGGGACAACAGAGAGCAGGAUGUGGCCACUUGAUUAUCCUUUGCUGCUGAAGUUUUCAGCCCCAGAGUCCUGGCUUUUCCUCGGGACAAUUUAGGUGUCCUGCCCAGAGCCAAAUGUGGACUGUCCUAAGAAAUCUGGAGCCAAGGAAGCUCGCCAGAGCUCUGCGGGGAGGGCCAGAGCCUUGCUGAAGCAAAGAGAGAGGAAGAUAAGGUUUUCAGUUCUCCACAAAGUGGACUAUGUUCUGCCAUUCAUUCCCACAGCUACCGGCAGCAUUCCUCCCAGGAAGGGUGGAGCAGGACGGGAGAAGCCGGAGGUGAGAAGACAUCUGGGAGGACGGUGCAUUCAUUUUCUGAAUUUCCCACGUGGGGACAGUCUCAGAGCCGACCAGGCUUUGAGGCGCUGGGAAGAUGAGCAGUAACGGCAGUGCGGUGGGCCAGCUCCUGCAGCCCGGGUCGCUGUGUGUCGGCUGGAGGCCGGAUCUGGAAGGGGCUGUCUACCACCUGGCCCACUGCUUCUUGCUCCUGGGCUUCAUGGGGGGCAGUGGGGUGUACGGGUGCUUCUACCUCUUUGGCUUCCUGGGCACGGGCUACCUGUGCUGUGUGCUGUGGGGCUGGUUCGGUGCCUGCGGCCUGGACGUCGUGCUCUGGAGCGUCCUGCUGGCCGUGGCCUGUGUGCUGCAGCUGGCCCACCUGCUGUACCGCCUGCGCGAGGACGCCCUCCCCGAGGAGUUCGAGCUCCUCUACAAGACGCUGUGCCUGCCCCUGCAGGUGCCCCUGCCGGCGUACCGGGAGGUGGUGCGCUGCUGUGAGGGGAAGGUCUUGACCCUGGCCACGGAGGAGACCUACGCCGUGGAGGGCGAGACACCCAUUAACCGCCUGUCCCUGCUGCUCUCUGGCCGGGUUCGUGUGAGCCAGGAUGGGCAGUUUCUGCACUACAUCUUUCCUUACCAGUUCAUGGACUCUCCUGAGUGGGAAUCGCUGCACCCCUCUGAGGAGGGGGUCUUCCAGGUCACUCUGACAGCUGAGACCGAAUGUAGCUACAUUUCCUGGCCCCGGAAAAGUCUCCACCUUCUUCUGACCAAAGAGCGAUACCUCUCUCGCCUCUUCUCGGCCCUGCUGGGCUAUGACAUCUCAGAGAAGCUCUAUGCGCUCAAUGACAAGCUCUUUGCUAAGUUCGGGCUGCGUUUUGACAUCCGUCUCCCCAGCCUCUACCAUGUCCUGGGUCCUGCCGCCUCAGAGGCAGGACCAGAGUCGGAGAAGGAUGACGAGGAAGUCCGGGAGCCAGCCGCGUCCCCUCCUCAGGCCCGGCCCACAUCUGUCCGGCAAACACCCCCCAGCUCUCCCUCGCCGGCAGCCACCAACCCUCCGGCACCUCCUCCCUGGGCCAGGACGUCCAGGCCCGACAGCGGCGUCCUGGGUGAGGACUCCACCAGUCUGGUGCUGGAGGAUUUUGAGGAGGUGUCAGGAUCAGAGUCAUUCAUGGAUUAUAGGAGUGAUGGGGAGUACAUGAGGUGAGGGGAGAGCUAACGUGGGCACAGCCGCCGGGCUCAGCAUCCUGUCUUCUAGAACUCCUCUCCAGAGCUACUCUCAAGUUAUGUCCAGGGGACAGGCCCCCUUGGCUCCAACCCAGACUCCUGAACUGUAAGGAUCAAAGGACAAUCCUCUCCCCUGGCCACGUCAUCCUCCCAGGAAGGUCACUUGUGUGCACACCCUCCUUCUCACCAACUGGCCGGCUCACAGGCGAGGUCAGAGCAGACAGAGACGAUUCCGGCACUGCAGCCACACCAAGGGCCCUGAGUGACUUCGAGAGCUGUGCCUUCACCAGCCUUCCUUCCUGGAGAAGGCAUCCAAAAUCGCAAAAGCACAGAUUCUUUCCUUUACUAAUUGCAGGAUCUUGGGCAAGUUACAUAGCCUCGCUGAGCAUCAUCUGUAAAGUGGGGAUUACAAAACCCACUUCACAGGGUUGUGAGGAUUCCAUGAGUUGAUUUAGGUAAAGCACCUAGGAUGUGGUAUGACACCUAGUCAGCACUCAAUAAAUCACUCAUUUCCUUUCCCUAUGUUGUUUCUUUCAAUUUUCUGAAAGGAUCAAUGAAGUCAGCUAUCUAAGAAGUUU